This is a messenger RNA of Gallus gallus (chicken), 2405 nucleotides long. RefSeq lists its product as uncharacterized. The record is from RefSeq and is a predicted model, not a curated record. Bases 845 to 1687 code for a protein of 280 amino acids. The transcript has a single exon. NCBI's taxonomy places the organism in Eukaryota, Metazoa, Chordata, Aves, Galliformes, Phasianidae.
GGACGCAGCACCGAUGGCUUCCAGGCAGUUGGAGACCUCAGGGACCUCUGCUGCCGUCGUGUUCUGUUUGCUGUGCCCGGGCAGAGCAUCCAUGCGGCACCGCAGCCUGGAGCCGGGGCUGGCACGGGGCCGGGCGCUGCCAGGAAAGAGCGGCGGUGUGGGAGCCCUGAUGAGUCGCUGUGUCCGGGGCAGCCCCGAGGCUGCGCCUCCGUUUGCAUGGAGCUGUGGCUGCGGGGAACGGGCGCGUCCCUUGCAGAGCCUUUAGGACACAGCGCAGAGGGGCUCAGCCUCGCGUCCCCCUCAGCUGGCAGGGCGUGCGGCUGCUCGGCAUCUCGCGGGGUGGGGAUCGGAGCGGUGCCGGCUGGUUGGGCUGCGGCUCAGCGGGGCAGCAGUGGGGCUGGCGGCUCGCAGCGCUGCUCUCGCGUUGCCAGGGCCCCGCAGGGAGGAGCGCAUCACGGCUGCUCUCACUGAGGUGCCAGCGGCUGCCGGCUGACUCCGGUGUUCCCAGGGUGGUGGUAAUGAGUGACGAGCCCUCGGGCAAGGUCCGCCGCCUGCCCAUAACGCACCGUGCCAGGAGGAGCGGGCGGGGCCGGGCUGCCCCUCAUCCGCGGGGUCCGCCCCGCUCAGCCGCGCGGGGGGACGCAGUGGCAGCGCCUGGCGCUGUGAGCGACGCGCCCCGGGGGGGGGUGAUGCGAUGCUGAGCACUGACGGCCUCCGGGCUGCGCACGCGGGGCUCGGUGAGCUCACUGUGCAGCUAAACGACGAGAGCGACGCGUCGUGCUUAGGAAAUACGUUGGAUAUUGUGGGUCUGUAAAGGAAAAGAAGGAAAAAAGCGUUUUGUUUCAUGGACCGUGAGCAGAUAACGUAUCACGCGGUCACGCAUUGGGGUCGGUCAUCCAUCCGUUACCCACCACUGGUGGGAAUGCUGGCUCUGUCUCCUCCUGUCGGGGCACCCGAAGCGCCACGGCAGCCCCGGGCAGUGGAGGAGGGGCCGGACCGGCGCUGCCGGGCAUCCCGGGGCCGGGCUGUAGUUCAGCCUCCGCCUUCCAGGGCACGGCCUCCACCUGCCUCCGGCCUUCAAAAGCACCCGCGGCGCCUGGCACUGCCCUGCAGCGGCAUGGCGGCGGGGCCGGAGAGCGGCGGGGAGUGCGGGAUCUGCUAUGAGGCGUACCAGGGCGUCAGGGGCGGCCGGGCGCCCCAACGGCUGCCCUGCAGCCACUCCCUCUGCCAGAACUGCCUGCACAAGUUGGUGUGCCGCGCCGCCACUGUUGCUUUCAUCAGUUGCCCCUUCUGCAGGAUGGUGACGCUGAUGCCCGAGAUGGCCCCGGGCGGCCGCGGGAUGACGGCAAUCCCGGGGACCCCGCACCGCGCCCGGCUCACAGCCGGGGAGGAGGAGGAAGAGAAUGAAGGCAGCGGUGCCCAUUGGGCCUCGGGGCACUCCGUGGCCAUGGAGGUGGCGUGCGCGGCCCACGCUCCCGUCUUUACGGUGAGCAGCAUGGUGGCCCCCUGCAGCCUCCGCCGCGGCCCCGAAGCACCGGGAGCCUUCGUGCUGGGGCUGCCGGGGCGGGGGCUGCUGCUGGACUCACAGCCGCCCCUCACCUCCGUGGAGAACCUGCGCCUCGGCUUCGCCGCCGGCAUCCUCAUCCUCAUCGUCGCCACCUUCUUCCUGCUCGUCUUCCUCAAGUAGUGACGGAGGGCUCAGGGCCAGCACUGCGGCCCCCACCGUCCCCCGCUGGGGCCCGUCUCGCCUCCAGGCAGCCAACACGGACCCACGGCGGGGUCAGGAAUUCGGGCUCAGCCUCAGCGCGCGCAUCGGAUCCUGGUGAGGUGGGGAGAGGACGGGGGCUCCGCUUCCCACCGGAUCAGCCCCGCGCUGUGGGAGCUGCAGUGCACUCAGCCGUGGCCACGCGGCACCGACGUGGGCCCCAGGGCAUCAGACUUACUAAAAAUUAACAGAUUUCAGCGCUUUCCUUUACCCCCUGGGACCUGGCUGUGCUCACGCUGCGUUUAUGACUUUCCCGGAGCCUCCAGCCAUCCCAGCAGUGGGAGUCACAGCGCCCUGGAACAUUCCUUGGGCUGCAUCCACACAUGGCAUCCAGAAGCUGCCGUGGCUGCGCUCACCCGCAGUGUGCUGAGGGCGAUCCACAGCGAUCUGCGGUACCUCCGUGCACUUCAGGGGUCAGAGAUGGGCAUCACCCAUCCCACGCGGCUGUGAGGACCACGGGAGAUGGGAUGGGAAAGGGCUGUGCUGUUUUUCUGUCGGUGAAAUGUUAAACAACUUCCUGUGCUUUCUCCUCGCGCUGCUCAGAGCAGAGCCACGGCCCCCACUCUGGCUGUAUGCACAGGGAUGGGGCAUCUGGGGAAAGGCAGCUGGGAAAGAUAUUAAAAAUGCACAUUGGUCCAGA